Molecule: messenger RNA, 873 nt
Organism: Capsicum annuum
Lineage: Eukaryota; Viridiplantae; Streptophyta; Magnoliopsida; Solanales; Solanaceae
Exons: 2
Coding region: 1-873 (290 amino acids)
Source: RefSeq, a predicted model, not a curated record
AUGAUGAACAAAUUCAUUAACACAACUGAUGAAAAAAUUAAAAGUCAUCAUUCAGCCAUCAAGAAUUUGGAAAUUCAGGUAAGUCAAUUAGCAACACUCAUAUCAAGACAAAUUCAAGGUGCUCUACCAAGUAACACUGAGAAAAAUCCAAAGAAACAUCUUAAAGCCAUCUCUUUGCACUCGGGUAAAAAUCUUAAUGAUUCAUAUGCAAGCCGACAAGAAAGUACGCGAGAAGUGGAACAGGUAAAUGAAGAUGCUUUGUCACAAAUGCCUUCAUAUGCUAAAUUUCUUAAAGAGAUUUUGUCGAGUAAAAGAAAAUUGGAAGAAGUUUCAGUGGUUAAGCUUACAAAGAAAUAUAGUGUUAUACUUCAAAAUAAGCUUCCACAAAAACUUGGUGACCCAGGAAGUUUUACAAUUCCUUGUACCUUAGGAGGCGCUCAUUUUGAAAAAGCAUUAUGCGAUUCAGGUGCUUCAAUAAAUCUAAUGCCAUUUUCAAUUUUCAAAAAGCUAGAACUUGGUAAGAUAAAUGAUACUGGAGUAUCUCUUCAAUUGGCCGACCAAAGUACUAAAAAGCCAAAAGGAAUAAUUGAAGAUGUUCUCGUAAGAGUCGAUAAAUUUGCAUUUCCUGUAGAUUUUAUAGUACUUGAAAUGGAAGAGAACACUGAGGUACCAUUGAUUCUAGGUAGACCAUUUCUUGCAACAGGAAGAGCAAUUAUUGAUGUCCAUCAAGGACAAUUAAUACUGCGAGUUGAUGAAGAACGAGUAAUUUUUGACAUGCAAAAAAUAAUAAAAUUUCCUGAGGAUGGUCCAUCAUCUUCUUGUUUUCAUAUUGACUUGGUAGAUGACCUUACAGAUGAAUACAAAGAUGAUUAA